ACAAAAGUAAAGGCAAACAAAGAAAACAAUGAUACCUCAUUAGUCAUUACCUCGUAGAUCUAAAUCUUCAAUACGUUACUUAUGUAUGUUGGUCGGAAGCCAUUAAUGGCGCUCACCAAACUCUGCUAGUAGAGGAAAAUUGAGUGUGAAAAAAAAAAAAAAAAAGGGUUUCAGUAUGGGCGUAAACAUGAUACUCUUGAUGGCUAUGGUGGCCACCAAUAUCCUCUCCCUCUAUCACCUCACCACCCACGUCCAUUCCACUCCCCCUCCCCCUCCCCCUCUCCCUCAUCAGCUCAUCCAACACCUUCACACCAUACGCGCCGCCAUCAACCGCCUCGCGCGUCUCAACCCGCCGUCGUCUCCCACCGCCGCCCCCUCUGACCUCCUCUUAUACGCCCACAUCUUCCCCGUUGCCUCCUCUUGCAAAGACCACCCGGAGUUACUGCAUAAGUACAUGAAUUACACUCCCUUUGCUCUCUGCCCACCGGAUUCCUCCCUCGCUGAGUCUCUGAUCCUCCGCGGCUGCCACCCUCUCCCGCGGCGGCGCUGCUUCUCCCGGACCACCCCCGCCGCCCCAACCUCCCUCCCCACCAAUCCCUUUUCCCCCAUCCCAAAAAACGCAGUUAUUUGGGGGCAUUAUAACUGUACUACUUUCAAUUGCUUCAUUGGGUUUGACAUGAAGCUUGAGAAAUCAAGAUUCUUGGCCUCAAAAUCGGAUCUUGAUCUAUCAAUCCCUCAAAUUCUGCAGAUUGGGAAAUCCGGCAAGAGUGUGAUUAGAUUAGCAGUGGACAUAGGGGGUGGGACUGGCACCUUCGCGGCCCAAAUGAAACUGCAAAAUGUGACAGUCCUAACCACCACCAUGAACCUCGGGGCGCCGCAUAAUGAGGCGGCGGCGCUGAGAGGGGUGGUGCCUCUCCACCUGCCAUUGCAGCAGAGGCUGCCGGUGUUUGAUGGGGUGGUUGAUCUUGUGAGGUGUGGGCAUGGUGUGAACAGGUGGGUCCCAGUGAUGGUGAUGGAGUUCUUGUUGUUUGACAUGGAUAGAGUGUUGAGGGGUGGUGGGUACUUGUGGUUGGACCAUUUCUUCAGCAAGAGAGGUGAUCUUGAGAGGGUGUAUCAGCCUAUGAUUUCUAAAUUGGGGUACAAGAAGGUGAAGUGGGUUGUGGCAAACAAGAAUGAUUCCAGUGGGGUGAAGAAUGGGGAGGUCUACCUCACUGCUCUUCUGCAGAAGCCAAUUUCAAGAUGAAAAUUUCACUUCAUGUUUUGCAGUUGAUUUUGGUGCUGAUUGAGUGCCAUGAUGGCUAUCUCAUCAACAACCCUUUAUCCAAUCUGCAAAGCCAAGCCGUCUGGUGGUGGUGGAGUUAGGAUUUGCACAUUUUUUGUUGGCAGAAAGGUUUCGAGAUUGGGAGAUGAUGGGGGAGAAAGAAGCAAUUAUACCUAGAUCUCUCUGGGGUUCGCUCUCUUUUGAGGAAGUCGGUAUGAGUUUGAAUACGACAUCUUCCAUUCCUGUCAAAUAUAUGUUAAAAAAACAAAAACUCAGUGGUAGUGGAAGGUUUUAUAGAGUGA
Molecule: messenger RNA, 1563 nt
Organism: Ipomoea nil (Japanese morning glory)
Lineage: Eukaryota; Viridiplantae; Streptophyta; Magnoliopsida; Solanales; Convolvulaceae
Exons: 2
Coding region: 176-1243 (355 amino acids)
Molecular function (GO): methyltransferase activity
Source: RefSeq, a predicted model, not a curated record